AUGGCUCCCCGCGCCGCCCUCGCGGCGCUCCUUUCCCUCUCUGCCAUUGUCCUGUACGCCGCUGCCUGCGUUCCUAGUGAGUCCCAUGUAGACUGCAACUUCCAUGGCCUAUCCUCCCCUAAAAGUUGGGCUGAGCUGUCCAGCCAGACGGAGCAGCUCACUGCUGCCUGGAAGGCUGCCCUCGCCAGCACCCCCAAGUACCCCGCUGGUCACUUCUCUGGCAAAGGUCUGGUUAUCACCGCGACCAAGCUUGAUAUGGACAAUAUCCCCGCCAUUCUGGGGACCUUUCACUCCGAGGGCCUCAACCUGCCUGCCAUUGAGAUUUGGUACUCAGGCGAGGUCAGCGCUGACAUCAUCGACACCCUGUCCGGCACCUAUAGGAAGCUGGUGAUCAGGAACGUGGCUAACUAUGCCAGCGCUGCUGACCUGAAGAGCACCAUCACCAGCCAGGGAGACCAUGUUUUCCAGGCCAAGCCCCUGGCGAUCAUCCACUCUGCCUUCGAGGAGGUUCUGUUCAUGGACGCGGACAACGUCGCUAUCUCCAACCCCGCCGCCCUCUUCUCCUCUGCCAAGUACCGUUCCGCCGGUGCCCUCUUCUGGCCCGACUUCUGGCAGACUGCCACCCGGAACCCGAUCUGGUCCGUGCUCGGUAUUGAGCCCCAGGGCUGGGAGCAGGAGUCGGGCCAGAUCGUCGUGAACAAGCGCACCUCGUGGGCCGCCCUCAACCUGGCCUUUUUCCUCGCCAAGGACGCGACGUUCCAGCAGAUGGUGAACGGAGACAAGGAGGCCUCAGUCCGCCUGGCUUUCCUCGCCACCAAGACGCCGUUCUUCAUGGUUGAAACCGCCGUCGCGGUUGCCGGGUCUGAGACUGAGACCGGCUUCUGUGGCCACACAUGGUUCAGCACGAUCUGGCGGGCGCCCCGCUGUUCCUCCACCACAAAUCCCUCAAGCACGGAGCCUCCAUCGAGUCGUGGCAAACCCUGA
Molecule: messenger RNA, 984 nt
Organism: Klebsormidium nitens
Lineage: Eukaryota; Viridiplantae; Streptophyta; Klebsormidiophyceae; Klebsormidiales; Klebsormidiaceae
Source: the annotation of a GenBank genome assembly